AUGGCGAAGAAGAGGAAGCGCAGCUCCGAUGCUCCCGCGUCAGCCGCCGUAGAGAAGCCCGACGACUCUGCGCCGGAGCGGCCGGAGCGCACCCUCUUCGGCUUCAAGGACCAGCCGGACUCCCCCGCCGAGCCUGCUUCGAAGGACGCGGGCCCCUUCUUCCGGAACAAGGAGAAGGUGCUCAUUACGUGCUCCCGCCGCAUCAUCUACAGGUACCGGCACCUGAUGCAGAACGUGGUGUCGCUGCUGCCGCACGCCAAGAAGGACAGCAAGGUUGAGUCCAAGCAGAGCAAGGGCAGCGCGCUCAACGAGCUGGUCGAGCUCAGGAGCUGCUCCAGCUGCCUCUUUUUCGAGUGCAGAAAACAGAAGGAUCUUUACCUUUGGAUGGUCAAGUCUCCCGCAGGGCCAUCAGUGAAAUUUCUAGUCAAUGCUGUUCACACUAUGGAGGAACUCAAGCUCACGGGUAACCAUCUGAAAGGGUCACGUCCUCUGCUAACAUUUUCUUCAAAUUUUGACCAGCAGCCUCACUGGAAACUCUUGAAGGAAAUGAUAACUCAAAUUUUUGCUACUCCAAAAGAUCAUCGGAAGGCAAAACCUUUUCAUGAUCAUGUGUUUGUCUUCUCCAUUGUGGAUGACCACAUUUGGUUCAGAAAUUACCAGAUUUCUGUACCCCACAAUGAGAUUGAUAAAGUUGAUAAAGGAGGCCUAGAUAAAAUGACACUUGUUGAGGUUGGCCCCAGAUACUGUUUGAAUCCAAUCAAAAUAUUUGGUGGUAGUUUUGGUGGCCCCACAUUGUAUGAGAACCCAUUCUAUGUGUCUCCCAAUCAGAUCCGCGCUCUAGAGAAGCGGAAGAAGGCAGGCAAGUACGCCAAGAAAGUGAAGGCCAAGGUGAGGAGGAAGAUGCAUGAGAUGGAGAACACCCUGGAGCCCGAUGAAUUUGCUGAUCUUUGGAAAGGGGAAGACUAG
Triticum turgidum subsp. durum (durum wheat) is the source of this 966-nucleotide messenger RNA. Lineage: Eukaryota; Viridiplantae; Streptophyta; Magnoliopsida; Poales; Poaceae. The record is from the annotation of a GenBank genome assembly.